AUGGGCCAGGACCAAACCAAGCAACAGAUAGAGAAAGGACUGAGGUUGUACCAGUCCAAUCAGACUGACAAAGCACUGCAAGUGUGGACAAAAGUGUUGGAGAAAACCUCGGAUCCGGGAGGGAAAUUUCGGGUUUUGGGAUGCUUGAUCACGGCUCACUCGGAAAUGGGAAAAUAUAAAGAUAUGCUCAAGUACGCCUUGGAUCAAAUCGACACGGCCAGAGAAAUGGAGGACCCGGACUACCUGACUGAGGGUUACCUGAACUUGGCGCGCAGCAACGAGAAGCUGUGCGACUUCCACAAAACGGUCUCGUACUGUAAGACCUGCUUAAACAUGCAGGGCACCACGGUCAGCCUGCAGCUCAAUGGUCAGGUAUGUCUCAGCAUGGGCAAUGCCUUCCUGGGCCUCAGCCUCUUCCAGCAAGCUCUGGAGAGCUACGAGAAGGCCCUGCGCUACGCACACAACAACGACGACAAGAUGCUGGAGUGCAGAGUCUGCUGCAGUCUGGGAAACAUUUAUAUCCAUCUGAAGGACUACGAAAAAGCCCUGUUCUUCCCCUGCAAAGCAGCCGAGCUUGUCAAUGACUAUGGCAAAGGUUGGAGCCUCAAGUAUCGAGCUAUGAGUCAGUACCACAUGUCGGUGGCCUACAGGAAGCUGGAGCGCCUGCCGGACGCCAUGGAAUGCUGCGAGGUCACCGCAACAGUCUACCAGAAUGUUUUAGAGGACUUCAUAAUUCCUUCUGCUGAGGAUGUGUAUGGAGAUGCAGAUUUCAUCUUCCAGCAGGACCUGGCCCCUGCCCGUACUGCCAGAAGCACCAAAACCUUGUUUGAUGCCCAUGCCAUCACAGUGCUUGACUGGCCAGCCAACUCGCCGGAUCUAAACCCCAUUGAGAAUCUAUGGGGUAUUAUCAAGAGGAAAAUGAGGGGCACCAGACCCAAAAACAAAGAAGAACUGACAGCAAGCAUCAAGGAAAUCUGGGCUUCCAUAACUCCCAGACAAUCCCGCAGACUGAUUGCCUCAAUGCCACAGCGCAUCCAGGCAGUGAUGAAAGGGAUUCCCAACCAAGUAUUGAAGAUACUGUAUCUUUUUGACUGUAUCGUAUUUUGAUUGAUUUAAUGUGACCCUAAUUUCUUUCUUUUUUUUCCACAAAAACUGAGAAGUAAAUGGUGAUUUCGUCACAUUUUUUGAAUUCCUGAUUUCGUGGGUUUUACGAGCUGGAAACCCAAAUUAUGUAAAAAUAAACAAAUAAAUACUUGAAAUUGUUAACAUUGUGGGCCCUGAAUAUAUAACCUAUGAAAGUUGAACUUUUUUGAAUAGAAUUAUGGAAAUAAAUAAACUUUACCAUGAUAUUCACAUUUUUUGGAAAGGGUCUGUAUUUCAAACAAGUAGUUAUGUGUAGGCAUAAGAAAGAUGCUAAACGAAGUAGCGUCAUUUUUUCCUGGUCGUAGAAGUGGGAUGUGACUAACAGUUGAGCAGGGCGUGGUUUCAGCGCCAGCAGCAUCUGAGAGCAGAGACAUUGGCCUGUUUUUCCACUAUUUUGAAGCUUCAUUUUAUGUACUUGGCGAUUCUUUUUCACCACUCAAAUUCGCCGGGGUUGUUAACACGCUUCUAGGGACUUUAAGGACAGUAGUGAAGUAUUUGUACUUGUUACUUCCCACUACUGUUUAUAAUUUAUGGACAAUAUGUUACAAGUGAGAUCUCUGAUGUCAGCUUGAUGUCAAAGCUGUAGAUACAGUAGACGCUUGGUUGCUGACAGGUGUGAGGACCAGUUGUGUUCUUGCAGUAGACCUCGACCAAAAUAUGCCCACAGAGGCGCUGGUUUUAAGUGUUAAUGAAGAGAGGGCCUUUAGUCUCCGCUCUCUGUUCUAAUUAUGCGCUGUGGGAGGGGAGGGGGAAGGUGCUGGGAAUAACUCGAUGUCGUUGACUUGGCGUGCAAAAGUGUUGUCAUGAAAUAGCAGGAGGCUCCCCAGAUUCAUUAGAUUUGCCAAACGCAUUUAGCCAAACAAUUUACACAUCCUGUCAUAUUUAGAAUAGCCGCGCACGGGAGGGUGCUCGAAGGUGAGCUCAAAAAAGUCUCCCACUCCCGCUGAGAGUUAUUUGAAAAGAUACGUGUGGUAGCUGUUAAUAAUCAGGCGAGUAAACACUAAAACGGUUAAUAAUAUGGUAAGCUCAGCUACAAAGGAUUCCAAAAUAUGGGGGGUUUUGCACUUUUAACAAGCUUUUAUGGAAUUGCUGCAUGACUCGCAAUGAAGUUAAUGUUCGAUAAAAAGAGCUCUGUCAAAUGUAU
Phyllopteryx taeniolatus (common seadragon) is the source of this 2287-nucleotide messenger RNA. It is a transcript of the gene rapsn, whose product is annotated as receptor-associated protein of the synapse, 43kD. NCBI's taxonomy places the organism in Eukaryota, Metazoa, Chordata, Actinopteri, Syngnathiformes, Syngnathidae. Gene Ontology annotation, cellular component: synapse. Gene Ontology annotation, molecular function: protein-membrane adaptor activity; acetylcholine receptor binding; nucleic acid binding. The record is from RefSeq and is a predicted model, not a curated record. The coding region runs from base 1 to 1107 and encodes 368 amino acids. Gene Ontology annotation, biological process: chemical synaptic transmission. The transcript is spliced from 4 exons.